Dendronephthya gigantea is the source of this 1593-nucleotide messenger RNA. RefSeq lists its product as uncharacterized. The coding region runs from base 1 to 1593 and encodes 530 amino acids. Lineage: Eukaryota; Metazoa; Cnidaria; Anthozoa; Malacalcyonacea; Nephtheidae. The transcript has a single exon. The record is from RefSeq and is a predicted model, not a curated record.
AUGACUGUUCAUCUAUUUGGCGCUGCAUCUUCACCAGGUUGCUCCAAUUUUGCGCUGAAACAAACAGCCGACGACAAUGAAAGAGACAUUGGCGAAAGAGCAGCCGAGUUCCUGAGAAAGAAUUUCUACGUCGAUGAUGGUCUCAAAUCCGUUCCUUCCAUUGACGAAGCCAUAAGCUUAAUAAGCCAGACUAAAGAAAUGUGCAGUCAUGGUGGAUUUAAUCUACAUAAAUUCGUCAGCAACAAGAAAGAAGUGAUUAAAGAAAUUCCAGAAGAAGAUCGAGCCAAAACAGUGAAGAAUCUUGAUCUUGACGUCUUGCCAGUUGAGAGAGUGCUAGGCAUUCAGUGGUGCAUUGAGGUUGACAGCUUUGAAUUUCGUAUCCUGCUGCAAGAUCGACCUUUGACAAGAAGAGGGAUCCUGGCCACGGUCAGCUCAAUUUAUGAUCCAAUGGGCUUCGUGGCACCCAUCAUUCUGACAGGAAAGAGGAUACUGCAGAAUCUAUGUCGUGACAAGCUAGACUGGGAUGAUGAAAUUCCUGACAGCAUAAAGAUGCAAUGGGAGAGAUGGCGAAAGGAGUUGCACUGUCUGAAUGAAUUGUCCAUCCCCAGAUGUUACAAACCAGUUGAUUUUGGCGAAGUGACCUCUGCAGAACUCCACCACUUUUCAGACGCAAACACUGUUGGAUAUAGCCAAUGCUCAUACCUUCGAUUAAAGAACGCCCAAUGCAAGAUACAUUGCUCGUUGGUUAUGGGUAAAGCAAGAGUGACUCCUGUCAAACCAAUUACUAUUCCACGUCUAGAGUUGACAGCAGCGGUGGUCUCUGUUAAAGUAAGCGAAGUGAUAAAGGAAGAGCUGGAAUAUAGCAUCACAAAAGAAUUGUUUUGGACAGACAGUCAGAUUAUUCUCGGAUAUAUUGGAAAUGACACCAAAACAUUCCAUGUAUACGUUGCUAACCGUGUUCAACAGAUUCGAAGCCAAACCUCGAAAGAUCAGUGGAGAUAUAUCAACACGAGUUCUAAUCCUGCUGAUGACGGAUCGCACGGUCUUACCCCCAAACAGAUGUUGAAGAACCCAAGGUGGAUCAUGGGACCAGAAUUCUCAUGGAAUUCUGAGGAAGAUUGGUUGCCACAAAAGGUGCUGGAUAUCUCGCCAGAAGAUCCCGAAAUCAAGAAAACCUCGUGUUAUGCCAUAAGUACCGAAGAAUCGUGGAGUCUUGCAAAGGCUCUUGAAUAUUUUUCGAACUGGCAUCGCGCAAAAUUAGCCGUUGCAGCUUGUCUUCGCUAUCGACAGAAACUCUUGGAGAGAAUCAAGUCAAAGAGAUCGAAAGUGAACAUUGAUCUCAAUAACCAAGACGAAAGAAAGUCUCGUAGUAUAGCACCUGUGAUGACAGAAGAUUUACGGCAAGCUGAAAUCGAGAUAUACAAGUCCGUGCAAACUAUUCACUUUCCGACAGAUGUUGAAAUUUUAAAGAUGAAGACAGAUAAAAAUGCUUAUCAAGGUCGCAGAGCUGAUUUAUCUUCAAACCAGAUGGUGCCAAAGUCGAGUCCGCUUUAUCGUCUUAACCCCUUUAAAGAUUCGGAUGGUGUUUUAUGA